Molecule: messenger RNA, 270 nt
Organism: Didymodactylos carnosus
Lineage: Eukaryota; Metazoa; Rotifera; Eurotatoria; Philodinida; Philodinidae
Source: the annotation of a GenBank genome assembly
AUGUUACCCGUUCUUUAUGGUAAAAUUAAUCAGACAGAUUACAAUAAUCCUCCAGUACCAAUUUAUAUCACAAGCGGUGCUGGUGGUAGCCCAGAAUGUGGACUAACCAGUAAAUAUACUCGACAAUCAUAUUCUGCUUUUAUCCAGAAUAAUCAAUGUGGUUUUGGUCAACUGAAAGUGAUUAAUCGGACAUAUGCUGAAUGGAAAUUUUACAAUGUGAAUAAUUUAGAAACACCAAUUGAUCAAAUACAAAUACGUAAAAACCAUUAA